This is a messenger RNA of Abrus precatorius (Indian licorice), 1733 nucleotides long. RefSeq names its product glucan endo-1,3-beta-glucosidase 7-like. Gene Ontology annotation, cellular component: plasma membrane. The record is from RefSeq and is a predicted model, not a curated record. Gene Ontology annotation, molecular function: hydrolase activity, hydrolyzing O-glycosyl compounds. The coding region runs from base 111 to 1508 and encodes 465 amino acids. Gene Ontology annotation, biological process: carbohydrate metabolic process. Lineage: Eukaryota; Viridiplantae; Streptophyta; Magnoliopsida; Fabales; Fabaceae. The transcript is spliced from 5 exons.
CCCAUACUUUUAUAUGUAUACUUUCCCUCUAUUCUUCCCUUUCUUUUCUUAUAUUAUGUUUUGUGGGUUCUGAAAUUCACUCUAUAAGAGCAUCUGCUUCCAACUUGGAAAUGCUUAAACCAGCCAUGGCCACUACAUCUUCAACUCUUCUCUGCCUUUCUCUAUUCGCCAUCGCUCUCUGCUUUGCAGAGUCGCAAUCAUUCAUCGGCGUAAACUAUGGCCAGGUCGCCGACAACCUUCCGCCGCCGGAGGCCACGGCCAAGCUUCUCCAAUCCACCACCAUCGGAAAAGUCCGCCUUUACGGCGCCGAUCCUGGGAUCAUCAAAGCCCUCGCCAAUUCCGGCAUCGGAAUCGUCGUCGGCGCCGCUAACGGCGACAUUCCGAGUCUGGCAUCCGAUGCCAACGCUGCCACUCAGUGGGUGAACGCGAACGUGUUACCCUACUUCCCGGCCAGUAACAUAACCCUGAUCACCGUCGGCAACGAAGUGUUGACCUCCGGCGACCAGGGUUUGGUCUCGCAGCUUGUCCCUGCAAUUCGUAAUGUCCAAAGUGCCCUCAGCUCGGCGUCGCUCGGCAGCAAGGUCAAGGUGUCGACGGUGCACUCGAUGGCCGUGUUGACUCGGUCGGAUCCACCGUCGUCCGGGUUGUUCAACCCAGCGCUUCAAGACACACUGAAACAGUUGCUGGCGUUUCUGAAGGAUAACAAAUCACCCUUUACAAUCAACCCGUACCCGUUUUUUGCAUACCAGAGCGACCCGAGACCCGAAACGCUGGCAUUCUGUCUCUUCCAGCCCAACUCGGGGCGGGUCGACUCGGGUAACGGGAAGCUCUACACGAACAUGUUCGAUGCUCAGGUUGAUGCUGUACAUUCCGCUUUGAGUGCUAUGGGCUUCCAAGACACAGAGAUCGUGGUUGCUGAGACAGGAUGGCCCUCUCGUGGGGACAGCAACGAAGUAGGACCAGGUGUUGAAAAUGCAAGAGCCUAUAACGGGAACCUGAUUACUCAUCUUAGGUCAUUGGUUGGAACCCCUUUGAUGCCUGGGAAGUCUGUGGACACUUACAUUUUUGCGCUAUAUGAUGAGGAUUUGAAAGCUGGCCCGGGCUCUGAACGUGCAUUUGGGCUGUUCAAAACUGAUCUUAGCAUGUCAUACGAUGUUGGCUUAGCCAAGUCUAGCCAGCAGACUCCAUCAAUUAGUCCAACAAGUCCAGUUGCUCCAGCACCACAUACUGAAGCUGGGUGGUGUGUUCCCAAAGCUGGAGUAUCUGAUGCGCAGUUACAGGCCAAUCUUGACUAUGCAUGUAGCCAAGGCAUAGACUGUGGCGCAAUUCAAUCAGGGGGCGCUUGUUUUGAGCCUAACACGGUAGCAUCCCAUGCUGCCUUUGCCAUGAAUCUCUACUACCAAACUUUUGGCAGAAAUAAAUGGAAUUGUGAUUUCUCUCAAUCUGCAAUGCUGACGUCCCAAAAUCCAAGUUAUAAUUCUUGCAUUUACGCUGGUGGGAGCACCUGAAAAACACAGGCUUCAGCUUGAGGUCAAUUAAUAAGAUUUGUGGAUAGAAUUUUAUUAAAAUUUAGGAUUAAUUUAAUGAAUAAGGGUCUAUCCUUCGCCCUAUUUAUUUAUAGCCCUUUAAUUUUAUAUGCCUGUAAUUUUAGAGGCAUGCCAAUUCUGGUUUGUGCGUAUCCACCCUUCAAUGUGGCAAUCCACAAGUCUGUUUUCCUUUAAUCUUUCAUGAUC